Molecule: messenger RNA, 879 nt
Organism: Hyaloscypha bicolor E
Lineage: Eukaryota; Fungi; Ascomycota; Leotiomycetes; Helotiales; Hyaloscyphaceae
Product: NAD(P)-binding protein
Exons: 2
Coding region: 1-879 (292 amino acids)
Molecular function (GO): oxidoreductase activity
Source: RefSeq, a predicted model, not a curated record
AUGUCUCAAACAAACAACAACUUCCUCCUCAGCGAGGUAUUCAAUGUCAAGGGCAAGGUUGCUCUUAUCACCGGUGGAGGAAGUGGCAUUGGCCUAAUGGCUACGCAAGCACUUGCCGUCAACGGUACCAAGGUCUACAUCGUUGGACGCACAGAGGAGAAGCUUCAGAACGUUGUCAAGACCCAUGGGCAAGGAAUCGCUGGCGAAAUUAUCCCCAUCACGGCAGACAUCACAUCGAAGAGCGAGAUUGCCAAGCUGGUCAAGGAGAUUGAGUCGCGGGAGAAAUGCCUUUGCAUCCUAAUAAACAACGCAGGAAUUGCAGGGAACACACAACAAACGGAGGCGAAGACAGCUGCGGAGAUGAAGAAGAACUUGUUUGAUGACGAAUCCUCUACAAUGGAUGACUGGGUCAAUACAUACCGGACCAAUGUUCCUCAACUCUUUUUCAUGACUAUGGCUUUCUUGCCCAUGCUUCAAAAGGCAUCUGAGCACCAAUACGGCUACUCUGGCACCGUCAUCAACAUCUCGUCCAUCUCAGGCAUCAUCCAAUCAUCCCAACACCAUUUUGGAUACAACGCUAGCAAAGCUGCUGCCAUACACCUUACAAAGAUGCUUGCCUCUGAGAUCGCGAACAAUAAUAUCAAGAUUAGAGUCAACAGCAUCGCACCAGGAGUGUUCCCAUCGGAGAUGACUGCAGGAGAGAGCGGAUCAGAUCAGAAGAGCCAUAUUGAGAAGGAGAAGUACGAGAAAGUUCCGGCGCAUAGACCUGGCAAGGACCAAGAUAUGGCGGGGGCUGUGCUGUUCGUGGCUACGAAUCAAUACUUGAACGGUCAGACUGUGGCUGUUGAUGGAGGAUACAUUUUGCAUGCAGGUGCUUAG